AUUUCGCACUAUUUUGUUGAGUCGCACGUGUAGUUGACCCUUUCAGUGAUUAUAGGCGGAGUAGUAUUUGGAAUUUAAAAGAAUAAAACUGUUUAAAUAUGGUAAAAAUCAAAAGAAAAGCAAUCGUUGAGGCAGAAAGCAAUGCGGCAGAAGACUUACUGACUAAAAACAGUACUAGCGAAGAGGAAACCGAUGAUGGUGUGAACAAUAUGACAAACAAAAAAGCUAAGGCUAAUAAUAUGGAUAAUAAAGGCAAAGAUGGACCUUCAGCGAAAGUCCCGAAAAAACAACGAAUUGAAUCUAAAACCAACCGAAAGGCUUCCGCCACCGAAGCGAGCGUCAGUGUAGUUAGCCAAGCAAAAUUGAUGAAACCGGCUACCGAGAAAGUAAAGCCACCAACGCUAGAGGAGAUAAACGAGUUAAAGGAAACACGCAAUCUCUUUCAUUCAAAUCUUUUUCGCCUGCAAGUUAAGGAAAUGUUGGCUGAAUUAAAAGUUAAGGACAAAUACACGAACUACAUUAAUAAUUGGCUGGAGCAUUUUAAACUAUUCCUUAACAAACUCCAAACACAACAAAAGGAAUAUAUGAACAGUCAAGAUUGGUUAAAAAGUAGUAAAAUAAAAUAUCCUCUUUCGUUGCAAAAUUUGCGUGUGCAACAACAAAAGAUGUUCCAAUUUCAAUUUAUAAAACCCAAAGUUUCACCAUAUUUAAUAGGUGCAGCUGCUACACAAACUUUACUUGGACCAAAGUUUGUCGCUGAUAUUUGCAUUUCUAUGCCAGAAGAAUGCUUUCAAAAGGAGAAUUAUCUCAAUUUAAUAUAUGAUCAGAAGCGAGCGUAUUAUUUAACUUACAUUGGGAAUGAAUUGCUUAGUAGCAACGAAUUCGGUGACACGUUCACAACAGACAAAUUAAAGUUCAGCUAUCAUAAUAACAAUCCACUUAAACCGAUAUUGGAGGUUACACCAACUCCGCUUGAGGGGUGCAGUAUUAAAGCGAAUAUUGCAGGCAAGGUGAUUUUUCGCCUAUUUGUGGCCGCGGAAGAAAGUUCUUUUAAACUAAAUCGCUUUGUGCCAUGGAACAACAAUGUGCGCGCCAGUAUUUUCGGUGAUGAUGACGAAGAAUCGCUUCAACUGGCUACGCCACAUUAUAACGCCGGUGUUCUUUUCGAUCUCACUAUGCAACGAAACCAACAAUUGUUGUAUGGAAGUUUCGAUGGGCGUAAAAAUUUCCAAGAAGGACUGGUCUUGUUGAAAGUUUGGUUGCGGCAGCGUGAAUUCGACGUGGGCUUUAAUGGUUUCGGAGAGCAUUUAUUAGCUAUGUAUAUGGCGUACCUUUACAAACAGCGUAAACUACAUGUGAAUAUGAGCAGCUAUCAAGUAGCGCGCACCGUAUGGAAUCAAUUGGCAUACAGUGCUUGGGAUGAGGAUGGUAAAGGUAUUUCGUUAGCUGAUAACUCUACAGACCUCGCCAAUCAGCCCACUUUGGAGCAAUUUCAUACAUACUACGAUGUGGUCUUCAUAGAUGCUACUGGCUUCUAUAACAUUACUGCAAAUUUAACCCGGGAGUUGUAUCAUCGUGUCCGUCUGGAAGCUAAAUUAGCAGUUGAUAUGCUGAACGAUAUGAAAAUAAACAGUUUUCACAUGCUUUUUAUGACAAAAUUUCCGCUUUACAGCCAAUUUGACCACUUGCUCAGAAUCAAUAAGAGGGAUGUGGUUGAGCAAAUUAUCGAAAUGCAUGUCGCACCUGCAGAUAAGUACAAUUUUGCAGGUUAUGCGUAUCCGCUAUUGCUAAAAGUAAUUGUUAGCCUUCUACGUAAAGGCCUUGGUGAGCGUGUGCGCACCAUGGUACCGAUCGAGCAACCUACUGACGCUUGGAAUUGUACAAAUAAACCCCCAGACUGUGCACGUUACUGUCAUCUCGGCAUUGUACUUAAUCCCGAUAAAGCGUUUGAAGUUUUAGACAAAGGUCCUGAAUCCAUUGCCGAAAGUGCCAAUGAAUUUCGAAAAUUCUGGGGUGUUAAAGCGCAAUUGCGGCGCUUUCAGGAUGGCAGUAUUACCGAGUCGGUUGUCUGGGCUAAAUCAAGUGACAGUCUAUGGAAACGGCGCCUAGUGGUGCGUUCCAUAAUUACACAUCUACUACAACACCAUUUUCAAUUAGAAGAAAAGGAUUUUGAUUACAUCGCUGGCGAAUUAGACAUUUCGUAUCGUUUAACGCCCGCUUUUAAAACGGACAGAAUGAAUGAAAAGUUCAAAGUAGAACAAGAUGUAGAUGCGGAAGAUACUUCACUAAGUGUAAUUCGUAGUUUUGAUGAUUUAGCGCGGAAGCUCCAUGCUUUGAGUGAGAUUCCGCUCGAGAUUGUUUCUAUUUCCGGCAUAUCACCGGUGUUUCGUUACUGUGAGCCUGUUCCAAUUCUCCCGCAAGCGCGUAUGAUUGGUGAACAAAUGUAUGCUAUGCAAGUACAACGUGGUGUUAUACAAUUAGGCCUCAGUAGCAAAUGGCCUAGUGAGUUAGGAGCCCUUCGUGCGCUUAAAAUUGCUUUUUACAUACAAAUUGCCAAGUUGCUGCGUGAGAAACACAAGCUCCGUACAAAAGUCACCUACGAUGGGAUUUUAGUGCUUAAGCAGGGCUAUUGCUUUGCAAUCGAAAUGUCACAUCCCAAGGAAGUGGCAUUGCUCAAGAAAGAAAAAAGUGAACGUGGCUUAACACAGUACGUUGAUUGUGAAGCUAGCAUUGCCUUGGAAAAGCGUUAUUAUGUAUUGCCGAAGGUGACGGGUGCAUUACAUGCUUUAUAUCAACUACACAAUAGCUUCGGAGGUGCGGUUAUGAUCGCUAAACGUUGGCUGAAUACACAAUUGAUAGACAAUGGUCUGUGGCCUGAGGAGUGCACUGAGCUAUUGAUUGCCGCUCAGUAUCUAAAAACACCCGCGCAAAAAAUUCCUUGUUCACCCCAGACUGGUUUUAUAAGAUUUCUGCAACUGCUGGCGGGUUCUGAUUGGCGGAGCGAACUAUUUUUGUUGAAUUUCAAUAAUGCAAUGGACGAAAACACUGUGGCUGAUUUGGAGCAUCGUUUCAGCACUGAACGUGACAUAUUCCCGCCCUUAUGUAUAGCUACUUCUUUCGAUCUACAACAUAUGGGUAAUUUGUGGUCUUCGUUGAGUAAGCCUAAUGUUAAUGUGUUAGCACGCGUUACCGUGCUGGCCCGUCACUCUUUGGCUAUUAUCGAGGGAGCGAUUAUGUCAACCGAGGAUUUCAUAAAACCUGGACGGAUUUUCGUUGCGCCGAACAAUGGCUACGAUUUGGUGAUUCAGCUGAAACCGGAUAUGAUACCCAAUUCGUGGGCACAUGAAUUUGGUAGUUCAUUCUCGCCAAGUACGAAACCAAAUUGGCGUUUGCCUUUAGCAGAUAGCAAUUUCUUGACGAACGCGGUGAGAAAGCUGCGGGAGGCAUAUUCUGAUUUCGCAGCCUUCUUCUACAAUCCUCACGGGGGCAAAGAAAUAGCGCUCAUUUGGAAGCCUGAUAUAGCCAACGAAAGGGAUUUCAAAGUCAACGAAAUGAAUGGUUACGCGUUAAGCCAUAAAAACGGACAGAAAGUUGUUGUCAGAAAAGAAAUAUUAGUUGAAGAUUUCAAAUUUAUACUUAAAGAGCUUUACCUACGAAUUGGUACAGUAGAUGAAGUGCUUACUGCCUCAGCCACGGCCGACAAAAAGGGCAUAACCAGCAGUAAGAGUUUCAGCAGCAUGCAUGAAAAACGCUACUUUUCCAAAACACAUUUGAAUGAGGCAAUUACUGAAAAAGUGAACACAAAUUUGAAGAAUCAAUCGAAAAAAAUAAAAGCUAGUUCAAAGAAGACAAAAUCAACUAAAUGUUCAACAAAUGGAUUAGCACCUAAGUCGAAGAAUAUCAACAAAAAAGUGAAGACACAAAAAACAGCAAAGAGAGGGUAG
Messenger RNA from Anastrepha obliqua, 3944 nucleotides. RefSeq names its product nucleolar protein 6 (gene Mat89Ba). Gene Ontology annotation, biological process: tRNA export from nucleus; rRNA processing. Lineage: Eukaryota; Metazoa; Arthropoda; Insecta; Diptera; Tephritidae. The record is from RefSeq and is a predicted model, not a curated record. The transcript is spliced from 8 exons. Gene Ontology annotation, cellular component: UTP-C complex; small-subunit processome; CURI complex. The coding region runs from base 99 to 3944 and encodes 1281 amino acids.